CGAGGUCACUGUAAUGGUGGGAGAUUUCCGGUGGAAGUACCCAUAUAAUAACACUAUAAUAAAUAGAUUAAGUAAUUGAACGAUAAAUGACAUUAAUUAGAUACAUAAUUGUUUUCAAAAGUAAUGGAACUGGCUGUGUUUUUGAAUAAGUUUUCAUAGAAAUUAGAUAGAGAUCUGCGGGUUUUUUCUUGUUCAAAAGAGGAGAUGAAACUGCAUGGAGUUUUGAAUACUGAAAUUUUCUGAUGAGUUUUCUUACAGGACUCCGCAAAAAAAUUUUAAAAAUAUAGGCUUUUAAAAAGGUUUGGAUGUUCGGUUUAUCAUCAAAAAGAGUAGAAAAAAAGUCAAUUUUUCUCAAAAAUUUGCCAAUAACAUGUAGUACAAUGUUAAUAAUUCCAUGACUGACGAAACUCUUCGACAUUGAACUUUCAUAGAUUAUUAAGCUUUAGCUAGUAAUUCAAGUUCACUACAGCCAGAAAAGUCUAACAAAAUUUCAAAUUUGAGGACAUAACAGAAAUAUUAAAAUAAUGAAGGUCCAUAUAAUAUGAAUGCAACAGAAAUAGCUGAUUCAGAAUAGACAAUAUCAGUCACUGUGCAACAUAAAAUAUUAAUUAUCCAAAAGAUAAUUGAAUCAUCAUGAAUACUUCGAAACUAAAUUUCAUUAGAUGAAAAUUUCAAUUUUAGAAAGAAAUUUUAUAAUAUUAAAUGCGUAGUUGUCCAAGUCGUCAAAUACUUAAUUUGUUUCUAUAUUGGCAUGCUUGAUAGUGACAUCAUUGUUGUCUGGUGUUUGACCGAUAAAUCUGACUAUUAGAAAUAAAAUUUCUAAUACUGUUUUACUAAAGUUGAACUAGUUAUUGAACGAAUCGAAAUCCAUGCAUUCCUCGUCAGUUACACUAACGAACAUACAUCUUCAGUUUGUGUACUGUAGAGGCACAUAAUAUGAUCUUAUAGCUGAUUGAAUCCAAUAAGAUAAAACAUGUAUAUUGACAGCUAAUUUCAAUUCAUCUUUUAAAAGACAAAAUGUGAUUAGAUAUAAACAAGUUUAACUUGCAGACACUUUGAUGUACCAUAUCUACUGUCUUAUGAAAUGAAAUAUUUUAUAAUAUUAAUAGUAAAUUUAAUUAUCUGGAUAUUAGUAUCUUUUAUUAUGCAACAAAAAUUAGUUAUAUUAUUUUCAAUAUUUAUUUCUGUGUUCAUUGCUUUCCUAUUUACUUUUUCACGUUAUACCGAAAAAGAUGAUUCCGAUAUGUUGCAGAAAUAUUUAGUUAUCAAACAAGAUUUAUUGUCUGUUAUGACAUUUAACAUUCGUUUCGAUGGAAUAGAACAUGAUCCAAAUAAUCAUUUUACGAAAAGAGUUUAUCGUUUAACAGAAACUAUUGAAAAAUGGCAACCAUCUAUUCUAAAUGUACAAGAACCAUUUGCCAAUCAAUUACUUCAUUGGAGAUCUCAUUUACCAACAUAUUAUCAAUAUAUUGGUUAUCAACCUGAUGGCAUCGAUAGAAACUUAGAACAUCCAUCCUCUCGUAUGGAUUUUCAAGUUGCUAUUUUAUAUAAUAAUCAAGUAUUAAAAUUAAUAGAACAAGAUUAUAGAUGGUUAUCAAAAUCACCAUGA
Molecule: messenger RNA, 1609 nt
Organism: Rotaria sp. Silwood1
Lineage: Eukaryota; Metazoa; Rotifera; Eurotatoria; Philodinida; Philodinidae
Source: the annotation of a GenBank genome assembly